Pectinophora gossypiella (pink bollworm) is the source of this 1561-nucleotide messenger RNA. It is a transcript of the gene B9d1, whose product is annotated as B9 domain-containing protein 1. The record is from RefSeq and is a predicted model, not a curated record. NCBI's taxonomy places the organism in Eukaryota, Metazoa, Arthropoda, Insecta, Lepidoptera, Gelechiidae. The transcript has 3 exons. Gene Ontology annotation, biological process: cilium assembly. The coding region runs from base 51 to 644 and encodes 197 amino acids. Gene Ontology annotation, cellular component: MKS complex.
UAACCGGUUAUCUUUUGUGGCGAUUUUAAUUUAAUUUUUUGCAUUUAUCAAUGAAAGACAGUGAAAUAACUAAGUUUUUAGUGUCCUUCACUGGUCAGAUAGAAUAUGUGAUUUUUCCAGCGGGGAUAUUUGAUGAGAAGUUGUAUAUUCAGUAUGAAACAGUAUGGGGACCUGAUUGGGAUCCUAUAUCUGGACUUACAUCAGGCACUAGUCAAAUGGCGCAGUCUGGAAAGGAUCCCGAAAGAGUAGUUUUCAAUAUGCCCCUGGAUAUGGUAUUCGGCACCACCAAUGUAUCAGGUUGGCCUCAAGUAGUUAUAACAGUGCGGGCACAGAACACUCUCAGUGGGGACUCACUGCGAGGCUAUGCCUUAGUUCUGCUGCCUCCCACAACAGGCAGUAGGGUAGUAACUGCCCCACUGGUCCGUCCACAAGCAGCUACACUGCUGGGCCAGUGGCUAGCGUGGCUCACUGGCAGACACCCAGAACUGGCUGACCCUAAGAUGUUGGCUAGCGGGAAAGAGAACUAUUUACUAAGAACGGAGUCGUACGGCAGCAUCACACUGCAGCUGUCGAUGGUAUCCAAGGAUAUGAGGAAGCUAGGCUACGACAAUCAGCCUGCUUGCCGAUCUGUCAUGCAUACUUGAUCCUUCCCUCGCGGCACAGAACCCGCGCGAAUUAUAUCGAGCUAUCGAGUUAUAUCGGCUUCGACUGAUAGCUGUUCGACAUCUGUCCCCCUAUUCCCAGUAGUCUUAACGAGUAGUCUUACCGAGUAGUCUUACCAGUUGAACUACUGGGAAUUUCCCGAUAGACUUACUAGUAAGACCACUGGGAAUUUUGUACCCAGUAGACUUCCCAGUAAAACAAAAUUCUCAAUAGUCCUACUAGAUAGCUUUCGCUGCGUCUAUUGGUUACCUAUUGGCAUUAUGGUUACCAAGCAAUAUCGGUCGAGAUAUGUUUAUUGACUGUUAAUUUAUUGAACUGGCUGGGUAAAAAAAUUGGAAGCCAAAACAGUGCUCCGUCACUUCAUAUACUUGUGCGCGUUAUUUACCUACUUCCGUUCGUAUGAGCACGCUCAUAGCAGCGUCGGACCGUCUGCGGCCCUGUGAGGCCGCGCAAUGCGAUAACUGUAUGCUUGAGCGUUUAGUUUUAGCACGCAGCGGUCGUCAUUGAAAUCGCCGAAGUAAACUAUUAUCGUGCGUGGCGUGUAAUGUUUUAAUAUUUAAAGAAGAUGAGGAAAGUAAAUUAAAUGAAAGUGAGAAGUAGGUUUUACUCGAAUUUAUAGGAAAUUUUGUAAUUUAAAUAGAUCGCGCAGGGCGGCGGCGGCGCGGCAUUUGUGCAGCGUUCCGAUUUCAAUACCAAUAACUAGAGUUUGAUUUCGACUUUAUAACCUUUAAUGACUUAAUAAUACGAAAAAAGUGUAUAAAAAUUGUAUCGAACUGCCUACAUACAAAGUCAAGUGUUGUCAUAUACUUACUUAGGUGAUAAUACACGCCGUGUCUUCAAAAAGUUUUGGCAUGUCUGCCCUAUUCCCAAAGAUUCUAAAGAUAUUUUUGUAUUAGGA